This is a messenger RNA of Symbiodinium necroappetens, 2409 nucleotides long. The record is from the annotation of a GenBank genome assembly. NCBI's taxonomy places the organism in Eukaryota, Dinophyceae, Suessiales, Symbiodiniaceae.
AUGGAGCAGGAGAGCGAGAAAGACCAGGCCAGAGGCGACGCGGAAGGCCAAGCCCAAGGCCAAGCUCGGGCAGAGGCGGCAGAGCAGGCGGUGCUGCAAACGGCGCCCCACAAGGGAACCUGCGACGCGCUCUACUUCUCAGCUGAUAGAAGUCGGCUUCUCACCGCAGGAGCUGAUGGCCGACUGGCGUGUCUCGAGACAAGGGAGACAGAGACCUCCAUGAGCAGAAGUUGGGCGCAGAAGAUCACACACAGCCUGAGGGUGACUGCAGCUGCUGUUUCCAGCGAUGCACGAAUGUUGGCUGUUGCAGAAGAGACCGCCUCUGGAUUUCAGGCAUGGGUCCAUCUGCUAGAUGCUAAGGGGCGCAUUGUUCAAGGACAGAAGCCCCGAAUUGCGGGCAGAUUUACUUUAGACAUCCGUCACUUGUCGUGGCACCCCAGCUUGCCAUACCUUUGUAUUGCGACCGACGACGGCAAGGUUGACAUCUGGCAUGAGAGCAAAGGCCGCAAGCAACUCUUCAAGGGCGGAGGCGGCGGAGGCCCUGGCGCUGCGGGCGGUGUCCGCUGUGCCUGCUUAGACGACAAGGCCGAGAAGAUCGCCGCGGCCUUCGCUUCAGGAGACCUGGCUGUGGUGGAUGUGGAGACCUCCAAAGAGCAGUUUCGCUCCAAGCUUUGGCCCAAGAGUGUGAGCGGCUCGGAGCGGCUUUCCAUGGCAUGGGCUCCCAACGGCAGCUACCUUGCACUUCCGGGGGAGCAGUCUGUCCGGCUCAUGCCGAGAGAUUUCAGCAAGGAGAUGGUGCAGCUGGAAGGUGGCCACCGCUUCUCUACGACAAUCGCGUCUUGGUCUCCAUCGGGGCAUGUGCUGGUCAGUGCAUCUGCAGAGGCGGUGGCAGUGUGGGCACAUCAACGCCUACAUCGAAUCAUCCGCUUCGCCGUGGAGCCAUCCAGCAUUGCGUGGGGGGGCUGCGACUUCGUCGCGGUGGGAACGCAGGCAGGUCAUUUCGCCCUGCUGCAGGUGCUGGUUGAGGCUCCGGCAGACAAAGACCGCACCGCCGCGCCGGUGGAUUCCCAGGACGCCAGGGACUCUCAAGUCUCCCAAGAAACGCUACCGAGCGCCCCGAGCCCCAGCACGGAGGACACAAGCGAGCAGGCAGAGGCACAGCAGGGCCAGCAGGGAGUACAAAAGGCGACGGAAGCCAAGGAAGCUCCGAAGCAGCAGCGGUUUCAGCCCGGGGCCACGCUCAAGGGUCGUCGGCGCUUCCUUGCUUGGAACGGUUGCGGCUCACUGAAGCUGAUGCUCCCAGCAUCGCGGUUGGGCACGCGACCCCAAGGGGCCCAAGUGGAGGUGGACCACCACAGCUGGAGGGACCCGACAAGCGUUCGCAGCUUCAAGAUUGAGGAGAAUGUGGAAUUGGGUGCGAUCGGUCCAAAUCUCUUCGCCCUCGGGAGCAACGCGUGUGGCAACUCUACAAUCGCAGUUCAUGUGGCCAGUCCCUGGCAGCAGGCCUCCUUCCGGUGCACACUGGCACUCGACGAACGUGCAGAAGCGUUGGCGAUCAGCAGUAGCUUCGUAGCAAUCGUCGUAUCCCCGCAGCGCUACUUGCGAAUCUUCACGCCGAGCUUCGUUCCGAUCGGAGUUCUUUCGUUGGCUGGUGACAUCGUCUCGAUGGUAGCUCACGGGGAUUUGCUGCUCGUCGUUUUUCAACCAAAGCCGAAACGCGAGCCCAAUCUUCGCUUCAUGCUGCUGAAUGUUGACAGAAAGGAGAGGAUGGAGGCUGGGCAGUUGCCGCUGUCAGAGCGUUCCACGCUGAAGUGGAUUGGCUUCAGCGCAGAGGCGCAAGCCCUUAGCCUGGACUCCAAGGGGGUUCUGCGCAUGCUGUGUCUGCAUGGUGCUGGGGAGAACUUCGGUGGCGGCUGGAUCCCCGUGGCAGAGCUACAGAAGCUAUGGCCGGUUCAGGCCGAAGAGGGAGCCUUGAGUUGCGUGGAAGCUGAGCCGAAGCCGGGUCCGAGCUAUCGCUUCCAGAAGGUUCCUUUCAAGCUUCCUUGCGAUGGUCCCGCGGAGACGUUCUUGCGGCAGAGCUUGCUGGCCGCGCAUCGGGCCCAGGCCACGGCCUGUGGCCUCCUGCCUUCUAAGGAUUCCAAGGCCAUGGCCAAGCAGAAGAAGCGAUGUGCAGGAGCAAGCCCCAACUCGGCGCUGAAUCUGCUCCGGAUCUUCCUUGAGUCCAAGGAGGAAGAGCUGGCCAUGGACGUGGUAGCAGAGUUUCUGUCCAGGGAGAGCAGCAAGGCCUCGGAGCUGGAGGAGGCCAAGGCCGCCGCGUCGGCAGCCAAGCUCGAGAACCUCGCGGCCCAGCUCGCAAAGCUCGCCCAGCUUGCGAGCGGGCAACCCGCCCUCAAGGCCCGAAAGCUCUGA